AUGGAACUCAUCGAGCUGCGGGAGCUGCAGCCGGAGCCGCGGCCGGGCCGGGGCCGCCUGGAACGGGCCAACGCUCUGCGCAUCAGCCCGGCCCGCCGGCCCGGCCCCGGAGCGCAUCCCGACCCGCGGCUGACGGCGGCACCGGGCGGCGGGCACCGCUUCGAGCCGCGGCGCCGCGGGCUGCACACCUGGUGCGAUCUCUGCGGGGACUUCGUCUGGGGCGGCGGCAGGAAGAGCCUCCAGUGCCGCCACUGCAGCUUCACCUGCCACUACCGGUGCCGGGCCCUGGUGCGGCUGGACUGCAGUGGCCCCUCGGGUGCCAGCGACGAGGAUGAUGGCAACGAGCAGGUGCUGGAGAAGGACACCAACGUGGUAAGGCCUGGGCCCGUCCCUGAGGGAGAGCAUGGGCAGAGGGCAGUCAAGCUGGGGGCUGCCCAGGCUUGUGGGGGGGCUAUGCCAGGCUGUGCCAUGUGAGGCCAUGUCACAGCUGUGCCGAGCCUUGCUGCAUUUUGGUGUGCCAUGCCGGGCUGUGCCAUACCAGGCUGUGACAAGCCUUGCUGGACUGGACUGGGCUGGGCUUUGCUGGGCUGUGUGAGUCUGUGCCAUGCUGGGCUGUGCCAAG
Molecule: messenger RNA, 622 nt
Organism: Neopelma chrysocephalum (saffron-crested tyrant-manakin)
Lineage: Eukaryota; Metazoa; Chordata; Aves; Passeriformes; Pipridae
Gene: RASSF1
Product: Ras association domain family member 1
Exons: 2
Coding region: 1-474 (157 amino acids)
Source: RefSeq, a predicted model, not a curated record